Molecule: messenger RNA, 585 nt
Organism: Psylliodes chrysocephalus
Lineage: Eukaryota; Metazoa; Arthropoda; Insecta; Coleoptera; Chrysomelidae
Source: the annotation of a GenBank genome assembly
AUGCACUGGGUGUUGAAGAAAAUAAAAAUUGAUCUGAAUUUUAAAUGUGAACAGUGUGAUAUGUCUAAAAAUGAGUUUCUCGACGCCAUCGGCUUGGAAUCCACAGAUAAGUUAAAACCGAAAUUUUUAUUAUAUAUAAUUACUCAAAAAAAUUUGAUUAUGCAUGAAUUACAAGACAAAAUUUGUAUUUUGAAUAAGAAAAUUGAUUUAAUAUGUCAAAUAAAUGCCUUAUUAUCCACAACAGCCGCUGCAAAAAUUAUACGUGUUGGUCAGGAGAUAAGCAACGACAAAAACAGGACCAGCUGUAAUAGCAAUAGUGUUGAUAUUGAAAAACCUUGUUCAACCAAACAAUCGUAUGGGAAUUCCCUCGGAGUUCCCCAAAAAAGGCAACACUAUAAAUUUCAAAACAAAGACGUCGCGACAAUAAAUUUAGAACAGGACACGCUGAAUAAAUGUCAUGAAAUCUCGAACUUUGCUUCUACAGUUAUCACAAUAAAUUCCGCAACUGAAAUAAAUAGUGAUGUAAAGAAAAAUCCGACAAAUGAUUGGAAAACAGUUACCAAUUCUAAAAAAACGACCAAAUAA